CAGAGAGAGAGAAGCAUCCACCUCCCGUCUGCCUCUCGGCAUUGACUCCCAGAGAGUUUUUCAGGCGCGGCUUUAAUGUUUUGCUCGACAUGCCACCUCACAUGGAUUACUUUUACCACGAGUCCCGAGUCCCCUCCGCGUGCGCGCUGACCCGGGAGGAUGAGCUGGACCCCGGGGUCAUCAGUUGCAUGCUGGUCGGAGACGGAGCCGUGGGGAAGACCAGCAUGGUGAUCAGCUACACCACCAACGGAUACCCCACAGAGUACCAGCAGACCGGCUUCGAUGUCUUCUCUGGUCAGGUCCAAGUAGAGGGAUCUCCAGUCAAAGUUCAGCUGGUGGACACUGCCGGACAGGAAGAGUUUGAUGAAUUCAGAGCCCUGUCCUAUUCCCACGCCGACGUCUUCCUCCUGUGCUUCAGUAUGGUCAACCCCACCUCCUUCCACAACAUCACCAAGAAGUGGGUUCCGGAGAUCCGGGCGUCGAACCCGUCCGCUCCCAUCGUCCUGGUUGGGACUCAGUUGGACUUGAUGCUGGAUGUGAACGUCCUCAUUAAUCUGGACCGAUCGAAUGUCAAGCCGGUCCUGAGCUCGCGGGCCCGCAGCAUGGCGGAGAAGAUCAGGGCAUCGGACUACAUAGAGUGUUCCUCGCUCACACAGAAGAACUUGAAGGAGGCCUUCGACGCCGCCAUCUUCGCCGCCAUUAAGAACAAAACACGCAAGAACAAGAAGAGGAGGUUUUCAGACCGACGUACCAAAGCGUUCUCCAGAUGCAGCUGGAAGAAAUUCUUUUGCUUUAUCUGAACACGGACUGUUAACCCUGUGGGUUGAACUUUUAAUUUAUUAAACUACUGAUUCCCUUCACUGCCAACACAUAUCAAAUCCGUGUUUGCAUUAACGUGUUUGUCUGCUGGCCCAAUCUACAAAGGGAAACAAAGAGGCGAAAAACAAUGAGCGGUGGGAAGUUACAGAGAGGAUUCUGCAUCUGAUUUCACACUCGGUCAGACUUACUCACGACUGCAGUUUUGUGUUUACACUACAUUCAAAUAUUUGAAUAGUCCAGAGUAACCUGAGACAAUCCGGUCAAUAUACUGUGUGUAUGCUUCGAGUUUCACGCAUCACUGACAUGAGACUUCAGGGACGGGAGCAACGAGAAGAGGUAUCAAAAGUAGGUGAACCUAUCCUGGGAGCAGCUGCAGAAAGGAGAAGCCACCUCCACGUUGCAAAACUCCACAUUUGCAUGCUUGGUGUUGCCAUCAACCGCUGCUCGUAUUGUGAGGUGAGGAGAAACAGAAAGGCUGUGUUUGAGCGGAUGGGCGUUAGCCGCUUGCUUCACUGUUGCGCUGCUGCUGUCUGGGUGCCAUCGCUCUAUUUAUAUCCAACAGCCGCACGUCCAGGUUGCAAUGCAAGGUGCUGCUGCAUUCUUACCUGCAUGUCAAGGCUUCCCGGGCUGGUUUGGUUGGGUAUUUUGUGGAGUAAACCCCAUGACGCUUACGUGAACAAUUCUGUCAUGUUAAAAUCGUGAUUUUUAUCGCCGCAGUGGAAAAUGUGUUUGUGACCAAUGAGAAAAACAACUUUAAAACCGCUCUUGUCUGAGGUGGAAAGUUGCAGCCGAGUGGUAACCUUCGGCUUUUUGUUCCUGUUUCUCAUCAAUCUGCAUCUGUAAAAGCAAGCUCUACAGGAGUCUUGACUUCCACACGGCUGGUCCUCCCACCUCCACCGACUCACUCUUUUCUUUGUUUUUGAGUUCAAUAUGCUCCCAAUCACCUCCGGAGUCCUUUGUGUGCGUGUUUGUGAGAGGAUAACGAACAGCCUUCCUGUGAAUGAACAAUGCCUUGACAACUUUGCGUACGUCAUAUUUUUUUUGCACUCCAGUGUUUUAUGAUCUGGCUGUUCUACAACCAAGGCUUUUCUAUGCUUCUUGUGGAAGUGAACUUAAAUUCUGUUUGUUAAACAGUUUUAUUGUCAGAUGGAUGCUUAUGAAAGACCAUUAAAGAACUGCAAAAUAGGCUGUGUUGCAUUUUU
Salarias fasciatus (jewelled blenny) is the source of this 2021-nucleotide messenger RNA. RefSeq names its product rho-related GTP-binding protein RhoV-like. NCBI's taxonomy places the organism in Eukaryota, Metazoa, Chordata, Actinopteri, Blenniiformes, Blenniidae. The coding region runs from base 90 to 800 and encodes 236 amino acids. The transcript has 3 exons. The record is from RefSeq and is a predicted model, not a curated record. Gene Ontology annotation, biological process: small GTPase-mediated signal transduction. Gene Ontology annotation, molecular function: GTPase activity; GTP binding.